AUCCUGUGUGAUGUCAGUCGUUUUUGCGCGAAGGUGCAGAUGUUGGCGGUCUGUGGGUCUGAAGGUCUGAAACAGAAGGAGAGCUGAAGGAGGAUCUACACGCUGAAGCACUUGACGUGGUAUUAAAGACGACACUUCUGCUGAAAUGGAAAUCUGUGGAGAUAUCCAAGUGAAACAGCUGAACAAGCGUAAUUCAGGUCAGGCGUUUGAAGUCAUCCUGAGCCCUUCAACUCCCGACGCCAAGGUGGAAUGUCCACUGUCCCCUCUUAAAAAGAAAGACAUGUCCAUCGAUGAUAUUAAGAAGAAGCUGGAGGCUGCUGAAGAGAGACGCAAGAGCUACGAGGCUGGAGUGCUGAAACAGUUGGCUGAGAAACGAGAGCACGGAAAGGAAGUUGUCCAGAAGGCCAUCGAGGGAAGCUGCAACUUUAGCAAGAUGGUGGAAGAGAAACUGAAUCAACAGAUGGAAACUUAUGAGGAGAACCGCAGCGCCCGGAUGGCAGCUCUCAACGAGAAGUUCAAGGAGAAGGAGAAGAAGCUGGAAGAAGUGAGGAAGAACAAGGGGGCGCAGAAAGAAGUUGAAAUUUAGUUUGAUAUAACCGAGAACCGUUUUGACUUCUCCAAAGAUUUUGCUAUAUUUUUUUAUCUGAUACUUUCACAACUAUUCUUUGUUGGAUUUGAAUACACUGUUGAUACUGAUGCUGUUACACUGUUAGUUGGUCAUAGUUUAGGUUUUGUGUGGAUAUAGCUGGUAGGGCUGCUCGAUUAUGGAAAAAAUCAUAAUCACGAUUAUUUUGGACAAUAUCAAAAUCACGAUUAUUCAAACGAUUAUUAAUAUGUGCCCUUAUUCUGAAGUCUAUGCUUUAUUUUUUUAAUCACUUCCGGUUCCGGUAAACACCAAGGACGGCUGCGUGUCUUAUUCCUCCGUGAAACCAGUCAGCUGCGCAGCUGAAUGCUUUGGGGGAAGGACUGAAAUGCGCAUGCGCGUCUCUUUCGAAAAAAAUGCUAAAUAAUCGUUUCAACUCGAUUUAUAGUAGUUUGGAGAUCGUUUGACCCCAUAAUCGUAAUCACGAUUAAAUUUCGAUUAAUCAAGCAACCCUAAUAGCUGGUUUUUUCUCUACCUGUAGACUUCUCUUGGGCAGCUGAUUUCAUAUUAUCUUGUAGAAGAACUUCGUUUUUUCAUGAGCAGGCUUUUCAUUGCCAUUGAUUGGUCCUGAUGCUUCAUGCUGUUAAAAUGCAUCAAGGUUUCAACUGUUCUGAGCUGUUGAUAAAGUCUUUUAGUUGGAAUAUACUGUAUGUUACCAUGACUUUAGCAUUAAAGUUUGUUCCCUAAAAUUCUGUUUCUGUCCUUCACAAUUGAAUGUGUUUAUUCUUUAUUCUUUUAAAUAAAAAGCUGUUUUUGUAGCA
Pleuronectes platessa (European plaice) is the source of this 1404-nucleotide messenger RNA. RefSeq names its product stathmin. Gene Ontology annotation, cellular component: neuron projection; cytoplasm. Lineage: Eukaryota; Metazoa; Chordata; Actinopteri; Pleuronectiformes; Pleuronectidae. Gene Ontology annotation, molecular function: tubulin binding. The transcript is spliced from 5 exons. Bases 146 to 586 code for a protein of 146 amino acids. Gene Ontology annotation, biological process: neuron projection development; microtubule depolymerization; regulation of microtubule polymerization or depolymerization. The record is from RefSeq and is a predicted model, not a curated record.